AUGGAGCAGAGGCGGCCCGGGAUGCGCCCCCGGCUCCGGGGCAGCCCCGGCUCCCUCCGCAGCCCGGGCCCGGCUGCCGGAGCGCCCUCUCGUGGCAGCGAGCGGGGCGGAGGCGGCUCCCGGCCGUGUCCCCGGUGCCGCCCGGGCGGGCGCGGGGCUGUGCCUGGCCCUGCCGCAGCACACCCGGGGACACAGGCUGCGGGGGCGCUCGCUGCUGGGCUAAAAUACGCAGCUAUUGACCUUCCUACCGAUGAAAAGUUCAGUCGUUACCUAGAACAGUACAGAGUACCUUCCCUUUUGAAAACUAGCGAUUCUAAGCGUAUUGAGCGCAGCAUUUUCCAUUCUCUGCCCUUUUGGGAAUAUGGUCUCGGUGGAUGGGCUGGUGGCAGCAGCGGGGACUUCGCUGGGAGACGCUUUGGCUCCUUGGAUGGGACGAGCCCUCAUUAUGUGUAUUUUGGUGAUGGGAUGACAAUGGAGGUGUGGGAGAUGGCUCUGAGUCACCCUCGGAGCCCCGGCGGGGGCCGGACCCAGUGGGUGGGGGUCGCUAAGGGCCGGGGUGGAGAGCUAUUAAGGCACGGAGCAGCUAGUGUCCUUCGUUCCACCGCCCGCAGACCUCGGCCAGCAUGGAACUCGCCAGCCUCCCCUCCGCUAGCCUGGUCCCCUCCAGCCUCCCCUCCGCCAGCCUGGCCACCAGACCCGGACCCGCCGGUGAGCCGCCCCGGGCGGGCUGGAGCCGGGGGCCUUGGUGGCGGUGUUGGUGGCAGUCUUGAUGGUGGCUAUAUUGGUGGCGGUGUUGGUGGCAGUGUUGGUGGUGGCUGUACUGGUGGUGGCUGUAUUGGUGGCGGUGCUGGCGUUGGCGGCGUUGGGGCAGGAGGAUGCUGGCCGGCCCCGCUGACCGCCGCUCGCCGUUCUCUCCCCGCAGGCGAGCCCCGGGAGCUCCCCGCCGGCCCCAGCUCGGGCCGGGAGGGCGGCCGGCGCAAGCGAACCACCUUCAGCAAGGCGCAGCUGGAGCUGCUGGUCCGCGCCUUCGAGAAGGAGCCGUACCCCGGCAUCGCCCUGCGGGAGCAGCUCUCCGGCCUCACCGAGAUCCCCGAGUCACGGAUCCAGGUGUGGUUCCAGAACAGGAGAGCCCGGCAGCUCAACCACAAGAAGAGCGAAGCCGCCGCUUGCGCCAGGCCGGGCAAGCCGAAGGCUCCCCGGUGCGCUGGCCAGGAGCGGCCCCCGGCGCAGCAGGGCCCGGGGACAGAGCGGAGCCUCCUCUGCCCGCAGCCAGGCCUGCCGGGAGGGAGCCAGAGCUUCUGCGGUCAGCCCCCGUCCUGCUCGGGGCAGCUGUACUCAAGGCGCGACAUGCAUUUCAGGAGCUUGGACAACACUUUCGGAGCGCUGGGUCAGACCCCAGCUGACUUCGGUUUGGACUGUUCGGGAACGGGGGUCCCACUAGGUGCGGGAAGCGUGGGGAGUGUCCCUCCGUUCUCGCUCCCUGUGCAGCAGACACAGGAGUAUCUGCACCUGAAGAAGUCCUUUCCUGAAAACUUCUACUCAGACGCAGAUGUUUUCCAGCCUUGUACAGAUCACCAAUACCCAGCAGCUAAAGAGAAUAUGUACAGGAAGCCUGUCUUAAACUACUUAAAUGCUAACCAGGGCCUGGGUGUUGAGAACGGUUUGUAUGCCAAGUCAGGCACUUCUCCCUUUGGGAUGGGCUCCACUUUCAGUUAUGAUGGGGGGGAACAUAAGUUUGAGCCCGAGCAGAUGAGGCAGAGUUCACCUCUGCUUGCGGCUAGUAAUGCUAGUCCUCCUUUGGUGCUUCCAAAACAUGAAGGGGGGUAUCAAAGGACACUUGCCACUCCAGCCCCGUUGUAUGGGCAGCAGCUGCUGGAGACAGUAAAUGACUCUGACCCUUAUUGGCUGGGCAUGCGAAAUGAAAUUUUGGGAACAGGUUUAGAUUUGCUGUUUGAGAAUGAGCAAAAUGCAGAGCAAGGUCAGACAAAAAAUUACCUUUCUGCUUUUGGUGGCCAGAAUUUGGUCUAUCAUUUGGGUCAGACAUGAGCUGGCAGUGGGUCAACUUGCCAGAUGGAAAAUGAAUGUGAUUUUUUUUUCCUAGUUGGCAGUGUUGUCUGAAGUAGCUCGAGGUUUUGCAGGUCCAAGUGCACAGUGCUUGCCCUGAAUUUUGUGCCGUUUGGAAGGGAAAAAGAAAGAUAAGCCAUGUUAGCAAGGGCUACCUGCUGAAUCUAAGCUGCCUCCCCACCCCAAGCGAUCUUUCACCAGCUGCUUGCAGUAUUCCUGCACAUGUUUGGUUAUGGGCAGCCUAACUUUAACCUGCAUGCACAGACAUAUCUUCACAAGCAUGUCAGUACUGAAGAGUUCUCUGUGUUCAGAUUGUGCUGGAUUGAUUCUGCCAGGCAGCUUAGCACUGUGGAUUGCUUCUGUGGCCUUAUGGCAAUGAGUUUUCUUUCUAUUCUGGUCAUAAUUUGCUUAUUUUAACUUAAGGAAACUUAGAUAACAGAUUUAUAGCUUUUAGUUGAGAAAGCAUUAACACAAGAGGGCACAAGCAUGGGAAAAGCAACCUUGGUGGUGGCAGGGGACAUCUCACUGGGUGUGUUUGUAUUUUAGGUAUGUGCCUGAUAAGGAACACUAAUGGUCUUUUCCUGGGUACUUCAUAUAUAAUGUUUUCAUUUAAAAAUGACCACAGCCUUUUAAAAGCCAAUGCUUUUGUGAUUUUCCUUUGUAUAAUUUGUUUGCAAUUUUUUUUUUAGUUUUAGUUUUCUAUUUGCAAAAUUAAGGUUUUCUAUCUUCAUGAAAUUGUAGAAUUGCACUCAGAGGAAAAAAAAUGUGUUUCAUCUUUGCAUUUGCACAUUGAGCCUAUUUUUAGAAUUCUGAAGAUCCAUGGUCGUGCAGAACACCACAGAAAUCAUAGAAGUGUUCUCCAUGUGUAUCUCUGGAGAACUGCCAUGGAUGUGUGUUAAAGCAAUAUUAAGUCUAGGAUGCUGAAAACUCCACAUGUAAUUUUUUUUUUUUUUUGUGUUUAAAAUGUGGCUCUGGAAUACUUCUAAGUAUGCUUAGAUUACAAUACAUUUGUUAUUAACUUAAUUAUUUUGUUUCUAGAACAAGAGAAACAAUGAGAAUUAAACUUAAUCACAAACCAUUAUUUUAUUAAUAAAAUUGAUAUCCCUGAAGAAACUGUCUAUGGAGGUGUGUACACAACAAGUCCAGAAAAUUAGUCCUGACUUUUGUCAGUAAUUUUGAGUUGUGGAUGUAACUUUUCUGCCUUGAUGUAAAGGAUUGGAACAAACUCAUGUAUUACAGAACAGCUACAUGGCUUCAGAAUGAGAAGCCUAGCUGCUAGGCACUUUGAACACAAGUUGUAUUUG
This is a messenger RNA of Poecile atricapillus (Black-capped chickadee), 3368 nucleotides long. RefSeq lists its product as uncharacterized. Lineage: Eukaryota; Metazoa; Chordata; Aves; Passeriformes; Paridae. Gene Ontology annotation, molecular function: DNA binding. The record is from RefSeq and is a predicted model, not a curated record. Bases 1 to 2046 code for a protein of 681 amino acids. The transcript has 3 exons.